AUGCCCAAAGAUGACCAUGGCCCGUUGGCCAACGAGGAAAAGGCGCAUUCGCAGCCUACCCUCCAAAGCUCCAGCCAUGUCAUGUCCAAGCAAGUCGUCUCCUGCGAACCCCAUCCCGACCGGAUGACCCGAAACGGGCUCAACAUCGAGUCGUUCAAAAAGGCCCAUUACGGCAAGGGGCUCGUCGAGCUCGAGAGACCCAUGCGGGCGCGCCAUCUCAACAUGAUCGCCAUCGGGGGCUCCAUUGGCGCUGGCUUCUUUGUUGGAUCCGGCAAUGCGCUUGCCAAAGGCGGACCCGGCUCGCUGUUUGUGGAUUUCCUCAUCAUCGGCAUCAUGAUGUUCAAUGUCGUGCACGCCCUGGGCGAGCUGGCCGUCCUGUUCCCCGUGUCAGGUGGCUUCUACACGUAUUCGGCUCGCUUCAUCGAUCCAUCCUGGGGAUUCGCCAUGGGCUGGAACUAUGUUCUGCAGUGGGCCUCGGUUCUCCCCCUCGAGCUUACCGUCUGCGGCAUCACCAUCCAGUACUGGAACCCCGACAUUUCCGUCGGCGUCUGGAUCGCCGUCUUCAUCGCCGUCAUCAUCAUCAUCAAUAUUUUCGGGGCCCUGGGCUAUGCGGAAGAGGAAUUCUGGGCAUCGGCCUUUAAGCUCAUCGCCAUUGUGAUAUUCAUGAUCAUCGCCCUCGUGCUAGUGUGCGGCGGCGGUCCCAAAGGCUACAGAUACGACCAUUACUGGGGUGCGCGAUAUUGGCAUGACCCUGGAGCGUUCAAGAAUGGAUUCAAGGGCUUUUGCGCCGUCUUCGUUACCGCGGCCUUCUCCUUCUCCGGCACCGAACUAGUCGGUCUUGCUGCGGCAGAGUCUCGCAAUCCCGCCAAGUCCAUGCCCUCUGCUAUAAAGCAGGUCUUUUGGCGCAUCACCCUCUUUUACAUCCUGGGCUUGUUCUUCGUCGGCCUUCUCAUCGAUGACAGAGAUGACAGACUCUUGCAAACCGGCUCGUACAACAACGACCCCAAGGCGUCGCCCUUUGUGCUUGUUGGGCAAUACGCCGGCCUCAAGGGGUUUGACCACUUUAUGAACUUUACCAUCUUGGUCUCUGUCCUGUCCAUUGGUGUGUCUGGUAUUUACGGAGGCUCCAGGACCCUCACCGCGCUUGCCCAGCAGGGCUAUGCGCCCAAGAUUUUCACCUACAUUGACAAGUCGGGCCGGCCGCUAUUCUCGGUCCUUGCGCUCAUUCUGUUUGGCUGCAUCGCCUUUGUCAGCUUGAGCGCCUCUGGGCCCGUCGUGUUUUCGUGGUUGCAGGCCAUUUCUGGUCUUGCCGUCUUGUUCACCUGGGGAUCGGUGUGUCUGGCUCACAUCCGCUUCCGCAAGGCGUGGGCUUACCACGGGCAUACCCUUGACGAGAUUCCCUUUCGAGCUGCCGGUGGAGUUUGGGGCUCGUGGCUGGGUCUCUUUCUUUGCGUGCUUGUUCUCAUGGCUCAGUUCUACUCCGCCAUUACUGUGCUCCCCCCGAAUACUGGCUUGGCCACCGCCGAGAGCUUCUUCCAGCAGUAUCUUGCCGCUCCCGUCAUUCUCUGCUUCUGGGUCGUCGGAUACAUCUGGAAACGCCAGGGAUGGGUACGGACCUCCCAGAUGGACGUCGACACUGGCCGUCGCGAGGUCGACUGGGACGAGAUCAAGGCAUACAGAGCCAGGGUCGCCGCAUACCCUGCUUGGAGACGUAUCCUCCACGAGUUUUGCUAA
This is a messenger RNA of Ustilaginoidea virens, 1734 nucleotides long. RefSeq lists its product as uncharacterized. The record is from RefSeq and is a predicted model, not a curated record. Gene Ontology annotation, cellular component: membrane. Gene Ontology annotation, biological process: amino acid transmembrane transport. Lineage: Eukaryota; Fungi; Ascomycota; Sordariomycetes; Hypocreales; Clavicipitaceae. Bases 1 to 1734 code for a protein of 577 amino acids. Gene Ontology annotation, molecular function: amino acid transmembrane transporter activity. The transcript has 4 exons.